Spinacia oleracea (spinach) is the source of this 3427-nucleotide messenger RNA. Its product is annotated as wall-associated receptor kinase 17-like. Gene Ontology annotation, biological process: protein phosphorylation; cell surface receptor signaling pathway. NCBI's taxonomy places the organism in Eukaryota, Viridiplantae, Streptophyta, Magnoliopsida, Caryophyllales, Amaranthaceae. The coding region runs from base 1054 to 3219 and encodes 721 amino acids. Gene Ontology annotation, molecular function: polysaccharide binding; ATP binding; calcium ion binding. The transcript has 3 exons. The record is from RefSeq and is a predicted model, not a curated record. Gene Ontology annotation, cellular component: plasma membrane.
UCCAUUUAUUGGUUGGCUAAAUGGCUUCUAAAAUCUAUUCGCUUCCUUUCCAUGAAUUAGAAGAUGGUCGCCCCGUUAUCAUUUUUGGGUCAAUUGGAAACAACCUCUCUACAAUUGUAGGGGUAAGGUUGCGUACGUCCGACCCCCUUACCCCGCUUCUUACGGGAGCCUCUUUGAGACAAUGGGGUAAUGAUAAUGAUCAGCAUCUUAAUUUUAUUCUUACGGUAGAUUUUCAAUGUUAAUCUGUUAAGUCUUGAUGAUAGGAAAUUAAAGAUUACAUGAACAUCCAACUGAUUUACUAAAUAAUUAUGUCUAAAUAUUGUUCAACAUUAUUAGCAAUCUUUAGCAUUAAGUUUUUUGUUGUUGUUUUACAUUUAAAAUAAAAUAAAACACCGAUUGUCUAUUCCUUUUCUUGCCUAUUCCCUCCGUUCCUUAUCCUAUUGUCUAUUUUUGGUAUCGGUCUCAACCAUUUAAUUGUGUUCUGUUACCCUAAAACACCGAUUUAUUCCAUUAGUCACCUGUUACCAGCUAAUCCCACCCUAAAACCCUCUCUGUCUUACCCUCACAACCAAGCUUCCCUUUCUCUUUCCUCCUCUCCCAUGGUAGGUCCCGACUUUCUCUCUCCUCCCAUCCCUCUUUCCAUCUACGGUAUCUCCCCUCUCUUCCUCGCCGGAAUUUCUCUCUACUAUUUUCAUUCUUUUUCGCCGCCGCCGCUCUAUCUCUUUCCCCUCCUCAUCGUUCUUCCUCCUUCUCCGGCCUCCCUUCCCUAGAUCUUGAGGCCUCCCCAAGUGGCGGCUGUGGUGGUUGGUUUUUGAGUCGAAGCGGUGGUCGAUAGACAAGGGAUGGUCGAUUUUCGGGUGGAAGUGGUGGUCGGUUAAAAAGGGGUGGUUGUUUUGAAUUGGUGGGUGAAAGUGGUGGUCAUCGGUUAAAAAGGGGUGGUUGUUUUGAAUUGGUGGGUGGAAGUGGUGGUCGGUUAAAAUUAAAAAAGGGGUGGUUGUUUUGAAUUGGUGGGUGGCUGGUGGAUAAAGGCCGGAAAUCAAGCCGCUCCCCCAAAUGUCAGCCUUAGAAAUUGUUAUGGGUGCAUCCCUAGUUGUAAUCCUAGCAAGUACGGUAAUACAAGCGUCGUAUGUAACACCGCUAACAAUGUUGACUGCCCCGAACAUCAGCAGGGAAGGGUGCCAACCCAAAUGUGGCAACUUAACCAUUCCCUAUCCUUUUGGGAUAGGAGGGGUAGAAGGGUUCGCUGGUUGCUUUAUAAGCUCGAUGUUUCAAAUCGAUUGCAAUUCUUCUUAUGAUCCACCAAGAGCGAUUAUUUCUAGUAUCAAGGAUCACAACAAUAACAGCAUAGAAAUAGUUGACAUAUCCGAAACACAAAUCCGUAUCAAGAACCAAGUAGCCUACAAUUGUUUCAACUCAACUACGAAAACAUCUCCACUUGGCUCCAAUGUCCAGUCCAUUAACUUCGAUCACACUACAGAAGAGAUUCCCUUCGCUUUGUCGAACAAGUCAAACACGUUGAUCGUCGUGGGGUGCGACGACAAUGCUGGAGCAUCAGGCGAUCUUGCUGCUCUCUCCAGCACCAGUAUUUCUAGUAGUUGCAGGUCUCAUGCCAAGGAUGUCGUUGCAGGUAAAUGCCAUGGCAUCGGUUGCAAUCAAAACGAUGUUACCGUAAGAAAGAUGUCAUAUACGUUGAGUUUAGGCUCGACAAAAAACCAUACUUCUAGUCUCUCCUAUAACCCUUGUGGGUACGCUUUUCUGGGUAAUACACAACAGUUUAAGUUUCGUGGGGUUUCAGAUCUGAAUGACCCCAAUUUUCUAACCAGGAUAACUAAUGACCUCCCAAUUGUUCUAGAUUGGGUCAUAAAUGGUUCUAUGUGUUAUGAAGCUCAAAAAGAUCGUGAUUCCUAUAAAUGUAAACAUAAUACAACUUGUGUAGAAGUCAUUGGGACUGGUAUAGGAGGAUAUCGUUGUACUUGUCUUCCUGGUUAUCAAGGCAAUCCUUAUCUUGAUCCAGGUUGCUAUGAUAUAAAUGAGUGUGAGGAUCCAAAUAAUAAUCCAUGCUCUAAAAUUUGCAUCAAUACUCCAGGAGACUACAAUUGUUCUUGUCCGUUCGGAUACUACGGUGAUGGUAAAAAAAAUGGUACCGGUUGCCUGCUACGACUUCCAGAAGUUCCAGUUUUCAAGAUUGCCUUAGGUGCUACAUUUGUAGUGCUCAUUUGUGGAUGUUGGAUGUGCAUGGCAAUUAGGAAAAGAAGGAUAAUUAAAAAGAGAGAAAUUUUCUUUCAAAAAAACGGAGGUUUGCUGUUGAAGCAACUAAUCUCUUCAAAUAAACAAGAUGACAAUGAGCCAUUAAAGGUAUUUAGUCUGCGUGAGUUGAAAGUAGCCACCAAGAACUUUGUGGAAGAAACCAUCAUUGGACGAGGAGGUUAUGGCACGGUAUACAAGGGCGUUUUACGAAACCAUCAAUUAGUAGCAGUUAAGAAAUCAAAGAUUAUAGACGAAACUCAAAUUGAGCAAUUCAUAAAUGAAUUGGUAAUUCUUGCACGAAUAAGACAUCCAAAUGUGGUAAGACUUUUGGGAUGUUGUUUAGAGGCUGAAGUCCCUUUACUAGUCUAUGACUUCAUCUCUAAUGGUACACUCUAUGAGCAUAUUCAUCGUCCCGAAAAGCCUUCUUGGUAUACAUGGACCAACUGUUUAAGAAUAGCUAGAGAGUUGGCCGAUGUGUUAGAACACUUACAUUCGAUACACAUAAUUCACCGAGAUAUCAAAUCAAUGAAUAUUUUACUCGAUGAAAGCUACACGAUUAAAUUAUCCGAUUUUGGUGCUUCAAGGUUGAAUCCAAUGAAUCACACACAUCUAUCGACAGUAGUACAAGGUACGUUUGGGUAUCUUGAUCCACAGUACUUUUAUUCGAGCCAGUUAACAGAGAAAAGUGAUGUUUAUAGUUAUGGCGUAGUUCUAAUUGAACUCUUAACAAGGGCAAGUCCAACUUUACCAGAAAGGCCAACUGAAGAAAGGAAUUGCAAUUUGGCAGCGUAUUUUGUAAAGUGUAUGGAAGAAAAUAAUAUAUUUAACAUUUGGGACUCGUCUUUGGUUGUAGAAGCAUCCCAAGAGCAGCUCGUUUCGAUUGCAAAGCUUUUACAAAAAUGUUUAAGUGCAAAGGGUGAAGAUAGACCGACAAUGAAACAAAUUGCAAUGGAGCUAGAGGAAUUAUUAUGAGAUUAAAUCACUAAGUCCUUCGAGUACGUGAGUUCCAUUAACGUCACAUUUUUUUGUUUAUUGAGAUCCAUGAAUGUCACGUACAUUGUUAUUAGUGAUUCGAGAAAAUGUAUAACACUUCACAACAACUGUUAUUUUUGUGUAACAUUUGCGAAUUACUACUAGCUACAAAGUACUACGUAUAUAUUAUCUUACAAUAUUAAUGUUA